Messenger RNA from Colossoma macropomum (tambaqui), 1038 nucleotides. RefSeq lists its product as uncharacterized. The coding region runs from base 1 to 642 and encodes 213 amino acids. The transcript is spliced from 5 exons. The record is from RefSeq and is a predicted model, not a curated record. NCBI's taxonomy places the organism in Eukaryota, Metazoa, Chordata, Actinopteri, Characiformes, Serrasalmidae.
AUGUGGCUGCCUUGGCCGGCUGCUUGGGUGAUGCUUCAUUGCACCUAUGAGGCUGUCUGGACUGGUGGUGUUUGGCUGCAGGAAUGCUACCCCUUCAUGGCUAAGGACAUUUUCGUCUUUCAAGGCUUCCCAGGCCAGCCUCCUAUUGGAGCAGAAGAUCUCCGAGUGCUCUGGUUCAGAGCCACUGCAGGACAAUCCUUUCCUGAAAUCAUUUACACUCAUCAGAACAGCAGCAGCCGUCAGUGUGAGAUCAGCUCUUCUACACACAGCUCUGUGUACAACUUCUCCAAGAACAUCCUCGACCACCACCAUACUGGAGCUUACUACUGUGCUGUGGCUGCUUGUGGGAAGAUCCUUUUUAGCAAUGGAGCAUUAGUACAACUGAAGGGUCUUGUGAAUCCCACUGUGUUCUAUCUGGGAGCAGCUUUGGGAAUCUGUGUGAUUGUGAUCUGUGCUCAGGCCAUUCAAAACUGCAGUGUGAGAGAUCAUGAUUCGGUGGUGGAGAACAAACCCAGUCAGGACUCUGCUGCUGUGGAGCUGAAUUAUGCAGCCAAAAGUCUGAGAAUGAAGAGUGGACGCUCUGGAGACAGUGUUUACUCUGAAGUCAGAUACUUCUCAGUUACUGACCCCAACAAUCACUGACUCACUGGACUCUCUUCUCUUGUAGCAGCAGAAGUGAAGUUUGUUGAUAUUUUCUGUUACUGUCAGCUUUGUAAUCUGUAUCUGUUUAUUUGUGUUUGUGCUGAUUUCAGUCAGGAUCUACAAUCAUGUGCUUCACUUUGCUCUGUGCUCAAAACUGCAUGACUGAAAAAUAAAACAGUCUAAUUUGGUAUGAAGUGUCAGUUCCCUGAAGGAGCAAGAACACAGUUUUAGAGUGUGUGGUCACUCACACGUCUCAUGUUUGACAAACACUUAUGAGCUCAGAUGGUGUCUGAUAUUGUUUGCUCUCAAUGGAAAUGUAGGGGACAUGUUUCAGGUUGUAGUGAGAACAGAUCUACAUGCACAGUUACUGUUUAUUUACUGAAUUUAACAUAUUGG